Notodromas monacha is the source of this 7530-nucleotide messenger RNA. The record is from the annotation of a GenBank genome assembly. NCBI's taxonomy places the organism in Eukaryota, Metazoa, Arthropoda, Ostracoda, Podocopida, Cyprididae.
AUGGAUGAGAAGCACCGGAAGUUGUUGGCGCUCCACCGGGCAAAGUUCGUUGAGUGCGUGGAAGUGGAACGAAUUGCCCCGUUGUUGGAGAGAACCGAGAUUUUAUCGCAUGAUGACAUCGAAAAGAUCAAAUCUGCCCCUUCACGCGGUGCAAGGGUGGAAAGGUUGCUGGAACUUUUACCCUGGAAAUCUGGCCAAGCAUUCCAGACGUUGUGUCUGGCUUUGGAGACAACUUACCCUCAUUUGCUUACCGUUAUGUUCCUGGGAUCAAGUUCGAAUCCUAACACCGAGCCAAACUCCUUGGAGGAGGAAGGCGGGAUUUCCCCAUUGCACGAAAUGCAAAGCAGAUUGACUCAGCCGCGUGGUUUUCCGCGUCCGGUGAGACCCGUUUCUGGACCACCUGUAGCUGCGACAAAAUAUGACUUCAGCUGUGAUCCCGGGCGUUACGCCGGAUCUCCGACGACGUCAGCUACUUCUGCCGCACAUUACGCGUCUAGAAGUUAUCAACCGAGCCCAGGAAAUCAUGCUUACGUACGACUCAGAGGCACAGCGAACUAUUCGAACGAAUCGGACGUGUCGGACUGUGGUCCUCGUGGGGACUGCGGACAUGACUAUGAAUGCAACUGUACCUUUCGAGAUCGACGUGCUUUUUCCUCGAGCUGCUCCGGAAGUGGUACCUCAAUUUCUUUGCAUGACUACGAUUUGCAGCAAAGCAAUCUUGCGUUGCUCAAGGCAGAAUUAAGGCUGGUAACUCACGAUCGAGACUUGCUACGGAAGCAAGUGGACAAAUUGGCCACAGAGAAGGCAGUACCAAACCACAGGAAGCAGAUGUCGCAACCACAUUUGCAUCCCGUCAAUAUACAUGAGCGAGACUUGGGUAAUUUGGGCAUAGGUUGGGAAUCCAGAAGCUUAUUUCCUCCGAACAAUGGAAUAUCUAGUUCUGGAGCAGUCGCUCAGCCACAACAACCCACUCAGCAACAAAUGGAAAAUGAUCCUGGGAUGAUGGAUGACAGAAGUAUCGGGAUGACUGAGAGCUCAACUCUUCGCAGAAAAUUGGAGUCUGCGAAGAAAGAAACCGACUACUAUCGCCAGCAAAUCAGCGAGAGUUCAGCUAAAAUUGAAUCUCUUCAAGGAACGAACAAUCACUUGCGGCAUCAGCUUUCCGAGGUUUUGACCGAAAAGCGUUCGCUGGAACAGGAGCUUGUGGCGGUUCGUCAGCGCUCUCAGGAAGACGACGGCCGUGUCGAGGACGCAACUGACCAGCAGCUGGCCCAGCGACGACACCAGAAGGACGCUGGUGCUGAGCUCAGUCGCUCUGCUAGUAUGAAGGAAGGCAGUACCCUAGGUCUGGUACAUGCGUCGGGCAGCCUGGAAAAUAUCAAUCAGUUGUAUCAACGAGCUCUGCGCAAGUAUGACGGUUUGAGAGAGGAACACGAUGUGCUCAAGAAGCGGCAUUUGAGUCUAGUGGCGACGCAUUCGGACGCCAUUGCGAAAUUGGAACUCUACCAAGAAGAAAGCAGUCGCUUGAAGACUCAGCUGGACGAAACCACCAAAGAUUGCGAACAAGCGGUUUUGGCCAAAAAUCAAUUGAGUCAGCAGUGUACUAGGGCCAUUCGAGAGCUGAACAACGCGUUCAGGGAACGGAACAAGAUGAAAGAAGAGCUUGAAAAGAUCCGCAUGCAGAAAGAAGAAGUGCUGAAGGAAGCUAAUCAGUCGAUUAUUAUGAGGACCAAAGCUUGCAAUGACCUCAAAAGAAUGAAGGAGGAGCGCGACCAAGCUCAAAGGGAUUACGCCCAGGUUUUGGAAGAGAGAGCUCAGGUGCACAAAGAAAUGGAUUCUCUUCAAGCGAAACUAGAAGACUCCACCAAAGCUCUCAUGGCAGUGAAACGAGAGACUGAGGGCUUGAAGCAAGAAUUAGAAUCCUCACUGAUGGAUCGAGACAGGGCUAUGAAGAAAAUUAUGGACAUGAAAUUCCGCGGACUCAGUGCCUGUGAUGAAUUUGCCACAGAUUCCGGUCACAUGUCAGCUGCUGAUGGUUCGCCCAUCACCAGUAUGUCUUUCAACUCUGACUGCUGGGACGCUUCAAAUGCCCGCUCUGCUUCCCGACUUCGGGAAUUGAGGGACGCGGACGGUAUGACGAGACGCGAGUCGCUUCGUGGUGACGUUGAAUCAGUCCAGUGCUCCAUGGAUGACGGGAAUCAACAGCAGCAAGCCAGUUCUUUAUCUGGCGAGAAUAAAGUCCUCCGUCGCGAGCUUGAAAAGCUCAAGAUGGACCUGAAAGUUUCUGAAGAAGACGCCAUGGUGUCUCUGCGACGACGUGAUUGGGCUUUCAGUGAGCGAGACAAGAUCAUUCAGGAACGUGAAAGCAUUCGUGUGCUGUGCGACAAACUGCGUCGCGAGAAGGACCGAGCUGAGAGCAAUCUCGCUCAGGCAUUGCGGGAUGUCAACGAUAUGAAACGCGAACUCAAGCGGAAAACUAAUGAGGCAAGAUUAAGCGAUUUGCUGGAGUUGCAAUCUAAAUCGCACGCGAAAUGUUUUGCAACUGCGGUGCACGAGGAAGAAGAGCAGGAGGCCGGGGAAGAAAAGCCCUUGAGUGCUGGCGGGGACGUUGCGCUGGCCCGACGACGCCGCAAACGACAAAAUCGACCGACAUCGUUUUCGUCGACGGCGUCAAGCUCGUGUCCGUCGUCGGACAAUGAGAAUGACCACGAUGGCGAAGACCGACGGGAGGACGUGUCGUCGGCCAGCAACGUGGGACGUGAGGGCCGCUAUUCGGGUUUGGUAUCGUCGCCGUCGUACUCGAGGGAUUCCGCGAUCGAAGCAGAUUUCGUUCGCUGGGAAACCGUCAGUGUCGAUUUCAGUGCUAGUGAGAUUCCGGAAGUCGGUGACUUGGGGCUGGAUUUCAAAACAAGUGAGGACAAGAGUUGUCCGGCUCAUCCGAAGAUCAUAAGGGUGGCUUCGAGAUCAGUUUUUCAAGACAGACUGAGACCCAAUGAUCGUGUGGUUUCCAUCGGCGGAGUGGAUUGCCGAGGAUUCAGUGCGAAGGGGCUCGUCAGUGCGUUCAGGACUCAACAACGAGGUAUGUCUGGACUCGCCCGCAUCGUAGUCAAAGUUCGUCGGAAACAGAAUCACAAAGCCCCACGAAAAGGCAGUUCUCGUCAACGAGGAACUAUCGUCGACGCAAGAUUGCAAGUUGUACGGUAUGGUGAUCAUGGCAUCUCUUUGGAAACCGGUGUGUUCGUGACAAAGAUUGCCGCCGGGUCUGCUGCUGAGAAAGAUGGUUCAGUCUGUGUUGGCGAUCGAUUGCUUUCGAUUAACGGAAAAUCAAUCCGAGGAUUGAAAUUUGAGAAAAUCGAACGCAUGUUGGAUGAGGCGACGUGGAUCGGGUCGCAAAACCCGACGGGAAACAAAGAUCCCACCGAGUCUAUUCCUGGAGCCUUGAUAACAGUAGCCAAAUUUGUAUCAGUCGAUGAUCGUCGUCGUCGUCGUCAUCAGCAUCAGCAUCAGCUCGAUGACCGCAGCAACAGAAACUCUCGUUAUAAUGCGUCCGAUGAAGAAGAGGACAUUCGGAGGAACAAAGCCGGUUACGAUAAUGCUUACUUAGCCUCGCAGGGCCACGGUUGCGAGUGUGUGGAUGGCAGUGACGCUGUGAGACCGAAGAGUGUGUGUCAUCCAUUCCAAAGGAUUGAAACGUCUAUGGGCGAGAGGUCGUCCCCUUUCCGGAGGGACAGCGAGGAUGCGAUUGCCCAGCUUGACUCGGUGCUCAACACAUAUGCCACGGAGAAUGGCUGUCAGGCACGACAAGAGCCGGUGUACGCGAGUCAGCGUCGUUCGAAAUCGCGUUACGGAUCGAAACCAAAGUCAAAGCGUCGUGACGGCGAUUCUGGUCGGAGCAAGUCCGUCGUUGUCGGGGAGACGCACUGUGGAACAUGGCCCAAGUAUCGUGGGCCACCUCUACACGAGCCGGGUGUCGCGGCAUUUGAUAAUCGAACCGUGUUCGCUUCCCGAUCCAGUCGCAGUGGGAGAAAACCCGUUUCUUCGAUAUUCGACGUGGAAAGGAAUGAAUUUAAAAGAAAUCCCACCCCGGUGCAACGACAAGGAGUCAUGGACGAGCAGGAUAAGAAGAAGGCUCAACAGGAGCAGCAGAUGGGACAAAUGCUGCAACAGUCCCCACAGCAGCAGAUGUUUGGCCUGGUGCAUCAAACACCCCCUACGUAUUACGUGGAAUAUCCAUUUGGGAACGGUCCGGGUCGUCCAGAUGCCAAUGGCACGUUGGAAAGUGACCAUGACCGUUUAUCGGCUUUAUCUCCAUCGGAUACGAGCUUGGACUUCUCGGUUCGCUCUGGGAAUGUCGAGAAAGACGUAUUGGAAUACUACGUCAAGAAGAAAGGGUGUAGCGGGGUAGGAGGUCGUGGAGCUACGACAGGGACGUCGUCAGACGCCGUCGUGGGUUCUGGCAGUGGAAAAUACUGCCAGAGCGAUAGCGAAGGAAAUAUGAGUCCUGGGGAAUCUCACGCCAGUUUCCCUGUGCCAUUCCAGCAGUUCCACUCGGAUCCAAUGGCUCAAGUGUCAUCGAAGUCUGGAAUGUUACCAGCGACAGCCACGUUAUGCAGAAGUGGAGACUCGGUGCUGUCGUCGGCAUCAUCGUCAACGUCGGCUUCGGCAUCGACGUCUACGUCAGCCUUGAUCGCGUCCACUGCGGGAAUUGCUGCUGGCACGAGAAGAGGAUUUUGUGAAGUGCCCGCUCGUUACUCGUCACCUCUAGAUGUUGUUCGUCAACCUUGGGGAUAUCGUGAGCUGAGUUAUCCGAGUACAGGUGGUUCGAUGCAUCGGAAAGAAAUCACCGGGCUUUUGGUGCGUCUCGAAAGUCCUUACGGCACGAGAAUCGAUCACGCUCCACCGCCCCCUCGGCUUCCGCCGCCGCCUCCACCUCCGCCACCGUCACCCCCACCAGUGUUACUCGAUAACGGCGGUCACAUGAUCUACGGAGUGCAGCAGCAGCUUCAGAUUCAGUCGCAUCAGCAAAUGCAAGUGCAACGAGGUCCCUUGACGCAUCGUCACUCGCACGACUAUGCGCAAGUGUCGACGGUGGCGACAUCGGGUGCCAUGUACAUGCCGGUUGGAGCAGGGGUAGGCGUUGUGCCUGCGUCAGGGGGACGCCAUCACGCACACACUCUUCCGCAUCCGCAUCGGGGGCGCCAGCUGUCCCGGAUUGAGGGUGAGCAGGAAUUGGAAGACUUGGAGAGCGAGCGUGGAUCUGAGCAUUGUAUGCAAGUGAUGCGGACUGAGCUGAGGGGCAGCGAACGGCACAAAAGGCAAUUACUGGAGGAAUAUGGAGCACCGUAUUUGCGGAAUAAUAUAGCAGCUUCGAUUGAAGGCGGAGGAACCUUUCCGAGGAAGAAGGAGUCCCAGAGACCGAGGCCAAUGAUGGGAGAAUUGAGAAAUGUACAUAUCGAGAAGAGCUUGCAGCCGUUGGGAUUCAAUUUGAAUUCCGGCGCAUCUGGAGGAGUGUUCGUGGCACACGUGUCGCAGAAUUCGUUGGCUGAACGUGCUGGACUUCAGGUUGGAGACCAGCUGUUGGAAGUUUGUGGAAUCAACAUGCGAUUGGCGAAUUAUGAUCAAGUGGCAAGCAUCAUUCAUCAGUGCGGAGAAUCAAUUUCAAUGCUUGUGCAGUUUAAUCCAGACAAAUUCGAAGGAUCCGAUAUAAAUACGCCUGCCACCAGCAGCUUUGACAACGUCCAGCCCCAGGUCGUGGACGCCGGAAGUGAAUCUCCGACGCCUUGUAAUUCUCCAAAAAAUGUUCGCUCAAAUAUGAUGCGCGUAUCCGAAGGAAACGGGGAUUUGAUGCGCGGAACGAGACACUGGACUCAUACUUCCGGUGUUGGCAGCGAUGAAACGUCCACUUCGACGAAUUCGACGUUGCGUGGCCCAUUGAACAUGGAUAGUGCUGGCUCUGGUUGCAACACCCUCACGAGAAGAGACAUUAAAGAAGUCAUUGCGACUUUGCAUCAACACCAUCAUCAUCGGCAGCAGUCGUCUGGUGGACAGAGUUUAACUGGUGGUGAUGGCUUGCAGGAUGAAAUCAAUGGAAAUGAUAUUAGCUCGAGCCAGGCCUCAGCGCCGAAGUUACUGUUUCUGGAGAGAGAUUCCCCGUCUGCGAACCUCGGAUUAAGUUUGGUUGGUGGAAACAAAACCGGUAUUUUCGUUCACUCCGUUCAUCCGGAUUCGCCUGCUGCCAAAGCCGGUCUUGGGCAUGGUGACCGCCUCCUGGAAUAUAAUGGAGUCGACCUCCGGGAAGCAACUGCUGAACAAGCCGCGUAUGAGCUGGCCAGACCCGGGGAAAAACUGGCGAUUUUGGCUCAGAGAGACAUUCCAAGAUUUGAACGAGCCCAAGCUGAGCCGGGAGACAGUUUCCAUGUCCGAGCUUUGUUCGACCGGAUAGUGGAAGGCUCAUCGGUGUCGUCGUCGUCCGCACUUUCUGGCCCUGAAGCCCACGAUAGACCCUUGUCCUUCAGGCAUGGUGACAUCCUAUUUGUGGACAAUACUAUGUUCAAUGGUGUGCCGGGGCAGUGGAGAGCCUGGUUGGUGGAUCCCAUCACUGGCCAUCCUGUUUCCUGUGGACUGAUACCCUCGAAAGAAAAGGUUGAAGAAGAACUCCUGAUCCGUCGAGGGAUCGGCAUCGAAUUCGACAUGGAAGCCCCACAGCUCCACUACGCACUCGGUGGUGGGCUGACUUCAUCCACAACAUCUGGAGCUUCAUCAUCGUCAACCCGAAGUCGAGGACUCGCCUACGCCAGAAGAUCCUUUUUCCGCCGUAAGAACAAGUCUGGGGCGUCUGGAGGCGCCACUGGAGCAGAUGCGUCUUCUUCUUCCUCAUCGUCCAAUGCAGCUGUGACUCUGCGGUCGUCGUCGUCGUCCUCUUCUAGCUCGUCGCACGGAGCCAAAGAACUGGCGUCGAAAACGCUGCAAAGCGACAUACGACCUAUACCUUGGGUCCUGCCUAGACCCAAGCUACGCUGGGACGCUCUCCUAAACCGGAACGGGUCAAUAGUCGCUCAGUCCGCUAACUUCAAGCGGUCUACGAACGGACUUCACCAUCGAGGAUCCUUGGUGGAGCUGGAUUCUGAGAUCAUCGAUCACAAACGGCGCGGGAGUCAUUUUGAAUGCACCACCCUGAAGGCAGUUGCUUCUGUUUGCGAUCGGAACCUGCAUUGCGUGUUGGACGUUAGCUUGCAGUCCGUCGGCCAAUUGCAAACCCGUGGGCUGCCCGCGAUUGUGCUGUUCAUCAAAUUCAAGUCGAUCAAGCAGAUCCGUGAAGUGAAGGAUACGCGUUUGGGAGAGAAGAUAUCCGCGAAAGUUGCCAAAGAAAUGUUUGAGCAUGCCCAGAAGAUUCAGUCGGAGUUCAGUCACGCGAUUUCCGCUGUGGUGCACGCUGCAGUGAACCUGUCUUAUAUCUGCACCCAAGUUGCUGGCUGCGUGGAGCAAGAGCAAAGGAAGAUAUUCUGGAUACAAACUGGACAGCCACUGUGA